Bufo gargarizans (Asiatic toad) is the source of this 1776-nucleotide messenger RNA. Its product is annotated as troponin C, slow skeletal and cardiac muscles-like. Bases 107 to 592 code for a protein of 161 amino acids. The transcript has 6 exons. NCBI's taxonomy places the organism in Eukaryota, Metazoa, Chordata, Amphibia, Anura, Bufonidae. The record is from RefSeq and is a predicted model, not a curated record. Gene Ontology annotation, molecular function: calcium ion binding; enzyme regulator activity.
CACUUUAAGAGUCAAUGUGUGCCCUAUAUAUAAGCUCAGCACUCAAUUGUCAUUCACUGUGCACAGUGUCACCUCUGCUGGGCUCUUUACCAAUCCUUACUCCAUCAUGGAUGAUAUCUACAAGGCAGCGGUUGAGCAGCUAACAGAAGAGCAAAAAAAUGAAUUCAGAGCAGCUUUUGACAUUUUUGUACAAGACGCAGAGGAUGGAUGCAUCAGCACAAAAGAACUAGGAAAAGUUAUGAGAAUGCUGGGUCAGAGUCCAACCCCUGAAGAGCUGCAAGAGAUGAUAGAUGAGGUGGAUGAAGAUGGAAGUGGUACUGUAGACUUUGAUGAGUUCUUGGUCAUGAUGGUCCGAUGUAUGAAAGAUGACAGCAAAGGAAAAUCAGAAGAGGAAUUAGGAGACAUUUUCCGCAUGUUUGACAAAAAUGCUGAUGGGUACAUUGACCUUGAAGAGUUAAAGGCCAUGCUAGAAGCAACAGGUGAAACCAUAACAGAGGAUGACAUUGAGGAGCUAAUGAGAGAUGGGGAUAAAAAUAACGAUGACAGAAUUGAUUAUGAUGAAUUCCUGGAAUUUAUGAAAGGAGUGGAAUAAACUGAAGAAAGCAGCUCAUCAUUUUUCUUUAAUUAAUAAUUUAAUAAAACUUUAGACUUGAAAACUUUUCGUCUUUAAAGCAUUGGUUCACUUUCACUGUGGUUGGCCAGUUGCAAUUAGUUGCAAAUAGUUUGCCAGUUACUCCUAAGCAGAAAAACAAGUAUUUUUAUUAGGCUGUGCUCACGCAUUUUAUUUUUUUAUCAUACAAAACAGGUAUAGGAUCUAGGGAACUAUGUAUAUGACUGUAUCACAUAUGUGUAUUGUAUGGAUUCAUAAAGUGGGACCAUAGAAAAUAUUUUGCCAUAUUAUACCUUCAUAUGAUAUCAUGGCAUGCUCCACUGCAUGCUGUAUUGCUGAGGUAUUCUGCCCUACAGUAGAUACACUGGAUUUAAGAGAGAAAAGGAGGAAUACCACAUAUUGUAUGGUUCCACACCAUACAAUAGUACACAGACAAUACACAUUGCAUUAAUACACAUUUAUCUUUAGUAGUAUCUGAUGCCUACCCUGUGCCUCUGACUGUCCUGGAGACCCCGUACAGUAGCCUGGCUGUUGCCUUGAACACAUAUCCAUAGAGCUGCAAAGAUGACCUAUUAUGGGGUAUGGGGGCCGACUUAGCAACUCAGGUACCUUGGGAAAAAGGAUACUGGCUGGUCUGCCUCUAGGAGUCUUCUCCACCACCCAAUGCAUCUACAAUAAUAAACUGGGUAGAUUGUUAACGGAAUUAUAUAGUUUUUAUAUUGAUGCAUAGACUGGUUGUGAUGCUGUACACAGAAUAUCUUUAUAUAGUGCAGUCAGUGUACUGUGCCACUUGUGCUUAGGCUGGGAGGACUAGGGGCCCCCCUUUCUCAGGGGCCCACCAGGAGAUUCACCUGUUCCCCUGUGGGCCAGUCCAAGCUGUUUUAAGCUUCCCAUUAUACUUCUCCUACAUGUAGGACCCUCUUCUGCUUUUAGAUGUAGAACAAAUCUUGCAACUAAGGAGCAAAUGAUCAUUUUAAAUCACAAGUGAACCUAAACCCUUGUAACUACUUUGAAUGCCAUAAAAUGGUCACUCACCUAAAUUCUUUGUCAUGAUGUAUCUAAUUGGAUCAUUUCUACAGUGGCAUACCUGCCAUACAAAUCUGUACUUCUGUUUCCCAUAUACUGAAUUGUACAGGAUAGCAUUAAAUAAAAAAAAUUAAAAAAAA